Messenger RNA from Apus apus (common swift), 2428 nucleotides. It is a transcript of the gene SMNDC1, whose product is annotated as survival motor neuron domain containing 1. Gene Ontology annotation, molecular function: RNA binding. Gene Ontology annotation, biological process: mRNA processing; regulation of alternative mRNA splicing, via spliceosome. The transcript has 6 exons. NCBI's taxonomy places the organism in Eukaryota, Metazoa, Chordata, Aves, Apodiformes, Apodidae. Gene Ontology annotation, cellular component: nucleus; cytoplasm; precatalytic spliceosome. The record is from RefSeq and is a predicted model, not a curated record. Bases 95 to 811 code for a protein of 238 amino acids.
CCGGCCCGCCGCGCAGCAGGACCGAGCGGCCGCCGCCCGACCCUGCCCGCCCCACCGGCCCCACCGGCCCCGCCGGGCCCGCCCGCCCCACGAGAUGUCAGAAGACUUGGCAAAGCAGUUGGCGAGCUACAAAGCUCAGCUGCAGCAAGUUGAGGCUGCCUUGUCUGGGAAUGCAGAAAAUGAAGACCUACUAAAACUGAAGAAAGACUUGCAGGAAGUCAUCGAAUUAACCAAAGAUCUCCUCUCAACACAACCUUCAGAAACUCUUGCAAGUUCUGACAGUUCUGCUUCUGCUCUGCCCAGUCACUCCUGGAAGGUUGGGGACAGGUGUAUGGCAAUAUGGAGUGAGGAUGGACAGUGCUAUGAAGCUGAGAUUGAAGAGAUAGAUGAGGAGAAUGGAACAGCUGCCAUCACAUUUGCUGGAUAUGGCAAUGCUGAAGUUACACCUCUGUUCAACCUCAAGCCUGUGGAAGAGGGAAGAAAAGCAAAAGAGGACAGUGGCAACAAACCCAUGUCCAAAAAAGAGAUGAUCGCCCAGCAACGAGAGUAUAAAAAGAAGAAAGCUUUGAAAAAAGCUCAGAGAAUUAAAGAACUUGAACAGGAACGAGAGGACCAGAAAGUCAAGUGGCAACAGUUUAACAACAGAGCCUAUUCUAAAAACAAAAAAGGCCAGGUAAAGAGGAGUAUUUUUGCUUCCCCUGAGAGCGUAACUGGCAAGGUUGGAGUUGGAACAUGUGGAAUUGCAGACAAACCUAUGACACAGUAUCAAGAUACCUCUAAAUAUAAUGUCAGGCAUUUGAUGCCUCAGUAACAGGGGAAGAAGAUGGAACUUCAUCUCUGCAGGGCUUUACACUUACCUUUUUAUCAUUAUAUUUUUCUAAAAGUAAAUUAUUUGUUGGCACAUAGUGAGUAGUCCAUUUGUCACCAUCACUUUGGCUUCAGCUGAUAUGAGCCUUAAAUCUCCUUUUGUUGAUUUGACCCCCUUAAUCAUCAAGCAUUUUGUAGUUGCAUUAAAAUACGUUCUGCAGGUAAAUGCUUUCAUGAACUGCUGUUACCUGUUACUCUGAAAGCAGUAGUUAUCUGCAGCUUUGGUCUCUCGAAUCUUCCAUUCAGACUAGUAGAGAAUUUUUGUUUUCCUUCAGAAAAGUGAUGGUAUGAAAAUGGCACCUCGACAGCCUCCCUCGUUUCUGUAGUCACAGUGCUGUCUGCUGUCUCAGCAGCAAGCUUAGCAGGAGAGAGGGCUAGACUCCAUCAUAGCUUCUAUGUCACAUGGAAUUGCUAAGGAAGUUCUAAAGUAUUACCUUGCAAAUCCAGUGAAGAUCCAUUUGUGCAGCUGUAAAUGAGGGCAGAACAGGGCCAAUAGGAUCUUUAUUACCAAUGAUGAUUCAUGUGCUAGAAACAAUAAAUCUGACUUAAUUCCGGUCUGAAUUUCCUGCACUAGAAGUUAAGCAGAGGAGAUGCUGUUUGUUUUUUUUUUUCAAUGCUCAUAAAAUUUUAAUAGGAAGCUACUGAAAGGUUAUUUAAAUGUAGCCAGAAAACCAUAGGACAAGGUAUUUAGACUCCAGUUUCAGAGUACAGAACUGUACUUUAAAAUACCCACCCCUCCCAAAUAUCAGAGAGUUGGAGAACAUAAAUGGAAAGGAGCCAUCAUCUGCCCUGUUGCAGACCUUGUAGGUUUGAUGGCAGGGUCACAGACCUGGAGUACACAGUGGUGGGCCUCCUCCCUCCAGUCAGGUAAAACUGCAGCACAGCAGGGACAAAUGCCUAGAUCACACUGACUUAGGUGUGAGGGAGAAAAGGUUGAAGUUUCUGCCCUUCAAUAAUUGACUGGCUCUAGUGUUCAUUGUAACUUCAGCUGUAUUACAGUGCUGCUGAGCCCCUUCAAUUUCAUUUCAGGAAACCACGUGUAAAAGCUCUUGCUUUCUCAUACUUCAUGUGUGAUUUGCUUUCCUCUGUUGCUUGUCUCUCACUUACAGUAGUGGUGCCAUCUCUGGACCCGUCAUGUGUUUAAAGAAGUUAAUGGGUAGCCCUGUAUACAAUGUAGAUAUUAUUUUUGUAAAAUCUAGGGCUGAGUUAAUGGACAAGAGUACAUUAGCUGUUCCCACAUUAAAUAAUGAAAGGGUGUUGUUUCUUGUCCAUUAACUCUGACCAUUAUUUCCCUGUAUAUUAUGUUAAUGUAGCUCAUUUUGUAAUUUGUUAACUAGAUCAGGUCACGUCAGCAAUUGUUGAUGCACUGAUUGGUGGAAAUGUCCAUCAGUUACCUGAGUCACAACUCAAGCUAAACUCUACAAGUGGUAGUUUAGAAUCCAUACAUAGAAAAAAGGUUUUCCCUAUAAUGGGAGAAGGUGAUUUUUAUGAAUACAAAGUGUGUUAAUUUCAGUUUUGUAUGUUUAACUUUUAUUAAAUAAAGUGUUUAAAAUCUGCUGGA